UCAGCCUGCGUCAGUUCUCCUCCUCCGGACUUUGGAGAGAGAGAAAGAAAGCGGGAGAGCAGACAGCAGCAGCGCCACAGUAGUGCGCGUCUCUGGGGGGAAGUGAAGCGUUUUCCCAUCGACUGUGACCGGAUAACCUUCUGAGGAAAACCAGUGUGUAGACAGGACAGGAUCUGUGCGUCUCUUCUGUAACCAUGGGGGAUGUGGUUUCCUCUCACCUGGAUGAGAGCAGGCGGGAGAUGAUUACAGGUCGGACCAGGGAUGUGAUGAGUGAGUUUGGUGCUACGUAUGAGCAGCAGUAUGCCGUCGCUCUCUUCAACUCUGUGCGUUAUGAGAUAGAGGGAGGAGGGGGAGCACAGUCACAGCUGCUUCACAGAAAGGACCCCCUGGCAGGCAGAUCGAUCUUCUCAGGGAGUCUGUAUCAGCAUCUGGAGGAGAAUCGGAAGUUCAGAAACCGCUUUGUAUCCGUGCCAAAUACGUACAACAUCAGCCUCUAUGAGGGCAAAGCUGCACAUGAUCGAGGGCUUCACCCAAAAACAACCAUCAACUGUGCUGGGUAUAAGGCACUGGCCUCAAUGGAUGAAUACAUGGAGCUGAUGAAUAACAGCCUGCCAGUGGUGAUUUUGGAUACAAGGUUUUGGCCUGACGCCAGCAAUAUGCCAGAAUGGCACUUGACCACAUCAACCUUGGUCCUCUACUGCUUCAUCUUCUGUCAUCAAGGCCUUCACCAGGGCCAUGCUCCAUCUCUCCAGGUAUCCUUACAGCUGUCACCCCCCAUGAUGCAGGUGACAGCCCCUGAGGUCUGGUCCAACCCACAAGGUCCCAGGCAUGGUAUAAAGGCCAAAGUCAGCAACCAUCCAUUCAUCAAGUGUGCAACGCAGUACCCCCUAAUCCUCUGGCACCCGUACGCCCGCCACUAUUACUUCUGUGUGAUGACAGAGAAGGAGCAAAAGAAGUGGCACGCAGUGCUGCAGGACUGCGUCCGACACAGUAACAACGGUCUGCCAGAGGAGCAAACAGUUCAGACGCCAGCCUUCACUGACGCUGUGAGACUUUACAGACAAUCCAAGGGACACUAUGGGACCUGGGAUAUGAUGUGUGGAGAGCCCCCACAGAUUCUGGCUAACCUUGUCAUGGAGACCCUCCAUCCAGAGCUGAGAAACAUCAUCGGUCCUCGUCUCAAGGGAAAGAUGCAGCAGAGGCAGAGGAACUGGAUGUUGAUCUCUGAUGCCGUGUACAAGCAGGUCCUUACACAGACCACUGGGCAGUUUGAGGCGCUGGUCGACACCUGUGAGGCCCAGAGGUCUCAGCUGGAUGCAAGAUUAAGAACUGACAUGGACCAGCUAAUCACAACUAAGGAGCAUGUCAGCAACAAGAUACGAGCUCUGGUGUUACCCAAGGCGGAGCAAACCCUACGGUCAAACGUCCAGCCCUACAUCAGCUCCAUCCUGGAGGCUCUGAUGGAUCCAACCAGCCGAGGUUUCUCUGAGGUCAGGGACAUUUUCUUUAAGGAGCUGGUGGAGAUCAGCAAGAACUCACUGAACGAAGGGGGCAAAGAAAAACUUGGAGAGCACAUGGACAGGCUGUCCAUGCUCGCCUUCCACCCAGUGAAAAUGCAGAGCUGCUAUGAAAAGGUGGAGGAACUAAACCUGGAGGGGCUGCAGCAGAGAUUUGAUGUCUCCAGCCCUUCAGUGUUUGUCAGCAGAGCUCAGAUCCUCAUGAGAGAGCAAAUGGACAAUUCUGUGUACACAUUUGAGCAGCUGCUGAAUCAGUCAUUAAAGACUCAGGGAGAAGAAGACAUGUGCAAGACCAUCCAAAAAUGCCAAGACCGGGUUCUUAAGAAAUACGACUAUGACAGCAGCACUGUGAGAAAGAAGUUCUUCAGAGAGGCUCUCCUGCAGAUCAUCAUCCCCUACAUGCUGAAGCAGCUGUCACCAUCCUUCUCAACUGAGCUUCCUCGCUUUAAGGAGCUAAUCUUUGAGGACUUCUCCCGCUUCCUGCUGGUGGAAAACAUGUUUGAAGAGGUGGUGCUUCAGUCCGUCUCAAAGGACAUUAUGAUGGCUGUGAAGGAAGCAGCUGUCCAGAGAAGACACAACCUCUACAGGGACAGCAUCAUUCUGACAAAUAGCGACCCCAACCUGCACCUCCUGGAAGAAAAUUCCCAGGUGGACUGGGCCACAAAGUUUGGAGGUGAUGAGACAGAGGGACCACUGGGGGGUGGCGCUGUUGGUUCUGGAAGCAGACGCAGGCAGGUGGUGUCCAUGAUUCAACUGGAUGGGGUUCCUCUGCCAUAUGAGUCCUGCCUGGAGGUCCCAGGGGUGGAUCUGAUUCCAGAGGAGGGUGCUGAAGUGUCUGAGACUAAAAAAAAUGACAAGAAAGAGGAGGAAAAAGAAGAUGAGGAGGAAGAGGAGGAAAAAGAAGAUGAGGAGGAAAAAGAAAAAGAGGAGGAGAUGGAGGAAAAGGAGGAGGGUGAGGAGGAGGAGAAAGAAGAAGAGGUUUUUGGACCACUGGAUGAUCCAAAGUCCCCCGACAGCGUGAAUGAGAUCAGAGGUCUGAUCAACCCUGUGGUGGAGAUGGUACUUCCUGCUUCAGAGGAAAAUCUGAGCGAAGACAGUGAUGAGACAGAGCCGCCCAUCAGCACAAUCACACUAGAGGAUGGAGUACAAGAGGAUGUGACACAUAUAACCACGGUGGUAGAGGACGUCCCCAGGAAAUCCCUGCAAGACAAGUCAUCCCCGCAGUCACUCCUCCAACAGCUCAAAGGAAGCAGGAAGAAGAAAGUAGACCCAGAUCAUCAGGAGGAAACAGCCAUCAAGAACGUCAUUGACAAAAUAGAGACAGCGGUGCAGGAAGACGACAGCGAGCGGAUUGCUGAGGUCUCUGCAGUAGAAUCAGAUUGUGAGUCGUCGCCAAAGCCGCUGUUGGCUACAGACACUAGCUCACAUGGUGACAGCGGCUUCCAGUCACCAACCAAUGAGGGUCUGGAUGAAGGUGAGCCCCAGCCAAUCACAAAUGGUUUCAAUGGAGAGGACAAAAUUAUUGACCCCAUAGAUGUAGAGGUGACUUUAGCGUAGGACGACAGUCCUCUGUACAGAACUCUUUAACAGCUGGAGAGAAAUGGAAGCAGCAGCAGAUGUGCCCAAUUUAAGGGAAGAAGAGUGGGAUGAAAAAAGAUUUUAUUUAAGGUUUUACUCAAAAUGUUUUUUAUCCAUUGUUGUUAAUGUUGAUCACUCUCACAACCUUUACUUUUAGACUAGUUGGUGACAGGUAGGGAUGUAACAAUGCACUCAUCUCAUAAUGUGUAAAAUGAUACAGCAUAAAUAUCAUUUUAUUGCACAUUUUAAAUCAUUUUUCAAGUUUUAUUUAAAAAAAAGUGGGAUUUAAGUAAAUGUAUGGGUAAAUAUUAUUUUUUAUCAAAUCAGUUCUUUAGCAGUAUGAAUGCAAAAUAUGCUUCUUCCCUAAAUUUCAAAUUGUGAGUCUUAAAGGUCAAAAUACUGAGUUAAUAGUCAUAGUUAGGAGCUUAAAUGAUCAAGAUAUAAGAUGAAAUUCAAAAUCAUGAGUUUAAAAUUAGAUAAAAUUUAAAAUUGUGAAUCUAAAAGGUCAAAAUAUGAGAUAAAAAAGUCAAAAUAAUGAAUUCAAAAAGUAAAUAUGAAACAAGUCGAAACCAUGUAAGUUUACAUCUUCAAUGUGAGAUGCAAAAUUGAAUUUAUGAGAGUAAAACAAAAUAAUUUAUUUUCUCACAUUUCUGACUUUUUAUCUAAUUAUUCUCACUCUACUUCUUCAAAUUUUUAUGACUUAACAAGGAUAUUUGAAAUCAUCAAAGUUAAGUUGAUAUUUUUGUACUGGAAGAAAUCUGCAGACCUCAUACUUGUGGGCCGGUUGUAUUAAAAAAAACACCAUGACUGUACCAUUGAGCAAUUUGGCCACCAGGUCUUGAGUUUAAUACCCCAGUAUAGAUGGUACUGCUGUCAAGAGAGAAGCCAAAAGCAGAUAGCACCCUCUGCUGGAGAAAAGAAAGUUUUGCUUUUAUUGCACCCAUGUAUUGCUUUUCGCCUGCAUUGUGAGGCAUUGUUACGUCCCUGCUGAAAGGUUUCUCUGUAUCAGAUUUCUUUAAUCUUUAAGAAAGCCGUUUGUUGUUUAUCUCAUAGAAUUCAACAUGACAAAACAUAAUAAUUUACGUUAAUACUCCAUCAAAGGGAUAUGGAAAUUUAAAAUGACAUUCAACUUUUUUUUUUAACUAAGGAGAAACACUAAAAAUGUUACCUGACCUAUUCAUGUUUUCAGAACAUGCUAAAUGUCUGUUUAUAUAAGUCAUGCUGGUAAACAUACUGGCCACUAUCUUGAAGAUAUUUCUCACAUAAACACAGUCAAUUAAAAGACAGAUUGAGCCUUUAACUUUGCUGAAUGGCCAUGGUGUCCUCUUUCAUGAUCACUGCCUAUGUCUGACCAGCAGGUGGUGCUGCACUCAUCUUUAAAUGUUGCAUUGGGAUUUUUUUUAAUCUAUUUUCACUCUUGAAAUACUGGUUUCUAUUUUUGUACAUUUUCAGAUAUGAAGUUUGUUUACUUAAGAAUAUUUUCCUGUAUUCACAAGUGGCCUUUAUGUUUCAACACUAGAUAUUUAACUUGGGAGAAACGAUUUAUAGCUAGUCUGAAAAUGGAUGUUUUUAGCUUUGAUGACACCUAGGAGGGAGUGGAUUUACAGCAUCAUCUUGCAGUAUGUAAUUGAUCUGACAAAUCCAGUCAGCAUACAUUCCUUUAAAUGCUGUUAAAUCAAAGUCUCAUAAGACCUCUGUGCAAGAAAACAAACAACGGUCUCUUUUCAUGGUGUAUGUGGCCAUUAUUUGUAAAUAUCAACAAUUCAACUGUUAGGAUUUUGAUGAACUUGUAAUCAGAGAAAGAUUUAUUUCUGAUCAUGUGGGAGAUUCUUAAUGUUUGUUUCUGAUAAUAAAUGCCUGACAUACUUUUCCAACUUCAGUCUCAGCCUGUUAAAUAAAGUGUGACAGUGAAAGUUGUUUCUGUCCUUCAGGGCGCCGGUUUAGCUAAGUGGGUAGAGCAGACGCCCAUAGACAGAGUCUGUAGUCCUCAACGCACUGGUCUCAGCAACCAUUUGCAAUCUCUGUGCUGUUUGGUGCUCAUCUUCCCCCUUCUCUAUCACAUGUAUUUUUAGGUUUUGAUUGAGUCACUUUUUUACUUGUUUUAAAUUUAUAAAUCUGACUGUAAGAACAAUGCACUCUGAUUCCAGUGUAUUGGUAUAAAUGAAAGGAUCAGUUCAAUUCACUUCACUUCUUUGUAUGCUUUUAUCCAAACACACAGAGACAUACCUGUCAGUGACUUCAUGGGAUACUGCUGUGAUGAUUUCAAGUAAACCAAAGGAUGUGAAGUCACGACAGGUCCAGGUUGAAUUACUUGUGGACUUACAACCAAAACAGGCCAAUUAUAUUAAAAAAAAUCAUACUGUACAGUAUGUGCUAAUAAAGACUUAAACUAUGGCAACCAAAUAUACAACAUGUUUAUUUCUGCUUUAAGAAUGUUUAUUUUAACGUGGGUCAUGUAUGGGACCUUCAGUGCUUCUGCAGAGAGAUGUAAGUGGAAACUCAAAGAACUAAAGUUUUUCUUUUCUGUUUCAAAUUUCGUUUUUUUGUAUUUUUAAACCACUUUGCAUCCUUUUUUCCAGCCAUUUUUGCUCCAUUUAACUUUAUAUUCAAUUUUUGCUGCUAUUACCUCAUAUUUGCCACUUUUUAACGGCUUUUCACCAUUUUUCCUCCUUAUUUGAACUGCUGUUUUCACUUUCCAGUACUUUUUACAGCCAAUUUUUGCCACUUGUUGAAACCUACCUUUGUGCUAUUUUUGCUUCUUUUUGCAAUUAUUACAUCAAAUUACCUCAAUUUUUUUCAGUUCUUUCUACUUUAUUCUCUAGCACCCUGACGUUCAUUCACAUUAUGGCGUUGAUAAAGUCUGACAUUACUUUCCAAACAGUUUAGUUCAAUGUACCCAUCCACAUGGUUAAAAUCACACAAAAAGGUAAUUCUGUUUAAAGAAAAAGGGGUUUACAUCUUGAAAAAGACUUUUGCUGACCUCUAUGGGCCCCAGAAAGCUCUCCCUUUUAUGCUCCUUGGACAGUCUUAGAGCACACAAAAUGUUCCUUAAAUGUAUGUAACAACAGAAUGUGAUGUUUAUGAAUGUAAAAAAUAAUCAAAUAAUCUCCUUUUAUCUUGUAACUUGUACUAAAUUAGGGUUGUCGUCUUUGGGAAGCUUUUCAUGUUGAGUUGCAAUGUCAUAAUUGCCAAGGAGGCAUUUGCAGUUCCUGCUUAUUUAAUGAGUCACUUCCCGUUGUGAAAUCGUUAAUUUCUAAAACAACACAAUAAAGCUUUGCUACGUUUGGACACAAACAGAAAACCCACUUCUUAAAGUGGAGGCCGACUCCCAACAUGCCUCUGUUUGCUAAAUGUAAAGUUUCUUUUCGGUUUGAGCAGCCCAUUUUUUAUGUUAGGGAUCUUUUUAUCUUCCUGAAACAAACACAACAAUGAAUAAAUAAAGC
Messenger RNA from Cheilinus undulatus (humphead wrasse), 6538 nucleotides. It is a transcript of the gene niban2a, whose product is annotated as niban apoptosis regulator 2a. Bases 195 to 3074 code for a protein of 959 amino acids. The record is from RefSeq and is a predicted model, not a curated record. Lineage: Eukaryota; Metazoa; Chordata; Actinopteri; Labriformes; Labridae. The transcript has 15 exons.